This is a messenger RNA of Pelobates fuscus (common spadefoot toad), 5262 nucleotides long. RefSeq names its product alpha-1,6-mannosylglycoprotein 6-beta-N-acetylglucosaminyltransferase (gene MGAT5). Gene Ontology annotation, biological process: protein N-linked glycosylation. Gene Ontology annotation, molecular function: alpha-1,6-mannosylglycoprotein 6-beta-N-acetylglucosaminyltransferase activity. The transcript is spliced from 17 exons. Bases 235 to 2463 code for a protein of 742 amino acids. Gene Ontology annotation, cellular component: Golgi apparatus. The record is from RefSeq and is a predicted model, not a curated record. Lineage: Eukaryota; Metazoa; Chordata; Amphibia; Anura; Pelobatidae.
CAGUGGUUGUUUUCCUACUGGUGUGAGGUGCAUUGGGCCCGCCCAUUUUCGCCCUGGCUGUAGACUGGGUGUCAGUGAGUCGGUGAGCGCUGCAAGGUGCGGCGCUAUGGAGCUGAGAAGCUGGAGUCUUGAUGGUAAGGAGAGGCCAUCCAACGCCCAAUGAAUGUAGAUUUGCCAUGGCUUUGAACGCUUGCAUCACACCUUGAAAUUACCACACUGAUACAUCGGAAAGCCAUGGCGCUCUUUACUCCAUGGAAGCUUUCCUCUCAGAAGCUCGGUUUCUUCCUGGUGACUUUUGGUUUCAUUUGGGGUAUGAUGUUAUUGCAUUUUACAAUACAGCAGCGGACUCAGCACGAGAGCAGCACAAUGCUCCGCGAGCAGAUUCUAGAUCUCAGCAAGAAAUACAUCAAAGCUCUGGCAGAGGAAAAUCAGAACGUAGUAGACGGACCAUAUGUCGGGACAAUGACUGCGUAUGAUCUAAAGAAAACCCUGGCGGUUCUGCUGGAUAAUAUUUUACAACGCAUUGGGAAACUAGAGUCUAAAGUGGAUAGUCUGGUGAUUAAUGGUACAGGGUCGAAUUCCACAAACGGUACCACGACUGCUAUCCCCAGCAUUGGAGCUGGGGAUAAACUUAACGUAGCAGAUCUAAUUAAUGGGGCCCAGGAACAGUGUGAAUUGCCUCCCAUGGACGGCUACCCUCACUGUGAGGGUAAAGUAAAGUGGAUGAAAGACAUGUGGCGAUCAGAUGUAUGCUACUCAAACUAUGGCGUAGACGGAUCCACUUGCUCCUUUUUUAUUUACCUCAGUGAGGUUGAAAACUGGUGUCCUCGUCUGCUGUGGAGAAUUGUUAAUAACAAUGAGGAAGCUGAUAAAAGAACUAUGGCCGAAAUCCGUACCGAUUUUGAGCAUCUCUAUAAAGUAAUGUCGCGGCACGAAGAGUUUCGAUGGAUGACUAUGCGAAUAAAGAGAAUGGACAAUACAUGGAUUGAAGCAAUCAAAUCCCUUGCAGACAAGCAAAAUCUAGAGAAGCGGAAAAGAAAAAAGAUCCUUGUUCAUCUGGGGCUAUUGACAAAGGAAUCAGGAUUCAAGAUUGCCGAAAAUGCGUUCAGCGGGGGCCCGCUUGGAGAAUUAGUCCAGUGGAGUGACUUAAUCACAUCUCUUUACUUACUGGGCCAUGAUGUAAGGAUUUCAGCUUCAAUAGCCGAGCUGAAAGAAAUAAUGAAGAAGGUGGUCGGAAACCGCUCUGGCUGUCCAACGCAAGGAGAUAAAGUUGUAGAACUUAUAUACAUUGACAUUGUAGGACUCGCUCAAUUUAAAAAGACACUUGGUCCUUCUUGGGUUCAUUACCAGUGCAUGUUACGAGUCUUGGAUUCAUUUGGAACUGAACCAGAGUUUAAUCACGCACAUUACGCUCAAUCUAAAGGCCAUAAGACUCCGUGGGGGAAAUGGAAUUUAAACCCACAACAAUUCUACACGAUGUUUCCCCACACUCCUGAUAACAGCUUUCUGGGGUUUGUGGUGGAGCAACAUCUAAAUACAAGUGACAUCCGACACAUGAAUGACAUCAAAAGGCAGAACCAAUCACUUGUUUAUGGAAAGGUUGACAACUUCUGGAAGGACAAGAGUGGGUAUUUGGAUAAAAUACACACCUACAUGGAGGUUCACGGCACUGUGCAUGAGAAGGGGACAGUCCAUAUGCCGAAUUAUGUUAAGAACCAUGGCAUCCUCAGCGGACGGGACCUGCAAUUUCUUCUCCGAGAAACUAAACUCUUUGUAGGUCUGGGAUUUCCAUAUGAAGGACCCGCUCCCCUGGAAGCUAUUGCCAAUGGCUGUGCUUUCUUGAACCCCAAAUUCAACCCACCGAAGAGUAGCAGGAACACAGAAUUCUUUAAAGGCAAACCAACUCUGCGAGAGCUUACAUCACAGCAUCCGUACGCCGAAGUCUACAUCGGUAAACCGUACGUCUGGACUGUUGAUAUCAACAACCACGAAGAAGUUGAGAAAGCUGUGAAAGCAAUUUUAAGUCAGAAGAAUGAACCAUACCUACCCUACGAAUUCACGUGCGAGGGAAUGCUGCAGAGAGUGAGUGGCUUAAUCGAAAAACAGGACUUCUGUCACGGGCAAGUAAUGUGGCCGCCUUUAAGUGCAUUACAAGUAAAAUUUGCCGAGGCUGGAAGGUCGUGUAAACAGGUUUGCCAGGAAAACCAGCUGAUAUGUGAACCUUCUUAUUUUCAGCACCUUAACAAGGACAAAGACCUGGCAAAAUUUGGAAUCCAGUGCCAGACAACCGAAACCGUGAAUGAGAUUGUGGUCCCAUCAGUAGACGAAAAGAAAAAACAUUGCUUUCUCCAAGGAGAUCUCCUCCUUUUCAGUUGUGCGGGACAUCAUUCCAUCCAUAAAAGGAUUUGUCCUUGCAGAGACUAUAUGAAAGGACAGGUAGCACUCUGCAAAGAUUGUCUAUAGCAUUCACCCCUUGGUUCCUUUUUAUAAGCUAAAUAAGCAGAUAAGCAAAGAGAAACCCCCUUGUGGGAUUUUGCACUUUCUGUCCAUUGAUGUGCAGUGCUACAUGGGAAAGAAAUCAGUUUGUUGCAGUCUUCUUAAUUUUCCAAGGAGUGUGUCUGCAACAUGCACAUGAGAAUGCGCGUGAACUUGGCAUCUGGCUUUGAAAGCCUUGCAAGAAGACGUUCCGAGGUUCUCUUUAUUGAACACUAUGCGCUCCUGCAAAUAUGGAGAAGCAGUGCUACCUGGUUUAACUUAAGAGAUUUGAAAAGCAGAGGAAAACAUUAGUUUGUUGGUUUGGCUACACGUAGGCACACCUGAACCCAGGAAGUAAUCGCAGAUCUCCGCACCAGAUGGUCAUGUCAUGUGAUCACAACCGGCUUGUUGGUUUGUGCUACAAAGCAUGACUAAUCUGAAUCUUCUACAAGAUAAUCCUCUGAUAACUCGCUACGCAGCGUUCUUAUAUUUUGUAGGCAAUUUAAAAAGGUGAUAUUACAGCAAGAUCAUACCUUCCACAUUAGGCUGCCAAAAAGAGAUUCCGCUGCACGGAUUUUGUGAAACGGUUUACAUUUAAUAUGAACAGUUUGUGAUUCCCUUGCAGUUUGUUAAAAAUAUAUUAGAAUUGUUCCCUUUCUCUCGCCCUUCAUUUAAGGGGGAGCAAAAGAGACACAGCAUUGUUUCCUGAAUACUUGUGACAAGCUUGAAAGCAAACUUAAAACAAAUAUUUCAUUGUGUAAUAAUUGUGAAUUCCACCAUACGUAGUGAAGGGCUGUAGUCUAAGGGUAACGCUUAACGAAAAUUACAGUGAUAGAUAUGUAUACAUGGGUCUCCUUUAUUUUUCUAGGCAUGCCUGUAAUGUAUAUAUUUAACAUACGUGGAGUAUUUUUCUCUAGCAAUUAAGGCUGGAAGAGUGUAAAUCAUUUUUACCUUUGUAAUUAUUUCUUUGGCUAGAAGGUCAAUGCAGGUUCUAAUUUUUGUGAAUCUAGAGAAAAAAAUCUGCAUAUCUAAAAUAAUUAAAUGUAGAAAAUUAAAUUACAUGCUUUUUAUAUCUUAGAUCAGAAAUCGUAUCGGUGAUUGCAGCAUCUUUCAAAGAAUUAAUGAUUAAUAUGUCCAAUGUGAUUCCUAAGUUGUAUUUUUUGUUUUGUAUCUUUUUUUUUUUUUUUUUUUUUUUUUUUUUUUUAGUAGCGGUUCCUACCAAAAAUAAAAACCGUAAAAAAAAUGAGUAAUGGGUAAUAUUCAUUAAACAGGGAGCUGUAUAAUGCCAAAAUAGGCUAUUUGAAAAAUAAAAUGGCUGUACUGGUGAUUUUGGUUUUAUUUGGAUUCUGCAAGUUUCCCUACCUUUUAAUAUAUAGCUCACUAUUUAAUGAAUAAAUGUCCUGUUGUGAUUCUGAUAUUGACAGGUCACGAAGCAUGAUAGGAGACUUAUUGUAGUACUUGAAAACCGGAAAGAGAUGUUCUAACAAGUUAUUGAUUAAUUUAAAGCACUAAAACUAUGGCCAGGUGUUCUGAAACCCCAGAUGUAUAGUAUUUGGUAGUAUGGUAUUGGGCAAAAUAUAAGAUAGUAAAUUAUAUUCAAAUAAGUCUGUAUAGAAGAAAAUACUUGUAAAUAUUUAUAAACAUAAGCGUUGUAUGUGGGUUUUGUAUGUGCGUUUGUAUAUAUAGGUAUUUGUGUGUGUGUGUGUAUGUGUAUAAUUUUAUACACACACGUAUAUACAAAUAUGAUACAUGUAAACAUCUGUAUAGAGCUAUGUGUUUGUGUUUAAAAUGCCUGUGUUUUGUUCCCAGAUUAAUAUAUUAAUUCUAAUUUAAGUCCCUCCGCCUGAAAUUCUUGUGUUGCAUUUGCACUAACAAUUUAUCUACUAGUUGUGCCAGAAUCAUUGUGACCGUAAAUAAACUGAAAUAUUUUCCCUCUUCGAACUCAAUAGAAACCCCAACUUACGGCCGAGCUUGUACCAUACAGAGUAUACAAAAACAUAUAUUAAAAAAUAAAAAAUAAACUCUGAGGAUGUGAUUGUAUGUUAAUAUUAGAACCUGUGAAUUUUUUUUUCCUACAAGUCACCCCUAAAUCUCUGAGCGUUUGUAGCGCUCAAUAUAAUCAUAUCAUUUUUGGAAGCCACGAUACUAUCACUAAAUAGGUCCCUAUUUGCACUUAUAGUACAUGGCUUCCGUAGGUUCUGUCGUUUCUGCCAUUUUAAUGCUCGCUCUUUAGAUUAAGCAGACUGUCUGUCCGAAUGCAAGAGAAGAUUGUACAAUAGGUGUUAAGACACGUUCCAUUUAUUACAUCAGAUUCAUAUUAAAUUCUGUAUUUUUACUGUUGCAUUUGCAGAUCUAAUAUUUCUAUCCACAUUAUUCUCAAAGAAGACAGACUUUUUUGAUUGUCUUUCUCUAUUAUUUAGCUUUUGAAUACAAGCCAUUGACUUGAUUGAGUGACGACUCUGCUAUAAUUCUUAAAUCAUGCUCACUGCAUGCUUUUAUCAUGGGCAUUAGGCAGGUGAAAGGUUUUUAUUUUAUUGUUGUUUUUUUUGUGCAGCAUAUCUUAAUUAUAUAAUUUCAUCUGUUGUAUCUGAUGGUACAGAAUUUAGUUUAUUUGAGGAAUGGCUGUGUUUUUUUGUUUUUUGUUUUUAAAGCGAGAAAAGUUAUAACUAUCAUAUAAAUAUAAUAAUUUUAUAUUUGUUAUACCUAAAUGACUUAAAUGUUAAGACAGCACAGUAAAGAUUGUAUAAGAAAAAUCUGAGCAGGUUUUAAACUCAUUGUCAUCUUGAA